This is a messenger RNA of Didymodactylos carnosus, 891 nucleotides long. The record is from the annotation of a GenBank genome assembly. Lineage: Eukaryota; Metazoa; Rotifera; Eurotatoria; Philodinida; Philodinidae.
AUGUCUCAGCAAGUUCCUGUUAUUUUACGAGUCUUGUCAGCAUCGCUCACAUUGGCGAGUCGAGCGGGACAGUUAAUAAAAGAUGUAGUGAAAUCCGGUACAAGUCUAGAUAUUAUUGAUAAAGUAGAGGCUGACAGAGAGUCUGAACAAUUAAUUAUAUCUUCAUUAUCGAAACAUUUUCCACAUUUACAAAUUCGUGGUGAAGAGAAUAUUCAAAUACACACAACAAACAAUACAACAUUCGAAGAACUUGUUAAUGUAAAUAAAGAUGUUUUACAAACAAAAUGUCCAAAUGAAUUUAAAAAUCUAGAAGAAAAAGAUAUAGUUGUUUGGGUUGAUCCUCUUGAUGGAACUCGAGAAUUUACUGAAGGUCGUCUCGAAGGUGUGACGGUGUUAAUCGGAAUUGCGACGCAAGGAAAUCCUGUUGCUGGAGUAAUACAUCAACCGUAUUUUAAUUCAGGAGAAGGAAGAAAUGUGUGGGGAAUGAUAAACUCUGGUGUACAUGGUCUGAAUAAAAAUCAACAACCAUUACUAGGACGAAUUAUUGCAGGAAGUUUGUCACAUCGAUCUAAAACUGUUAUGGAAGCUGUAAAAAUCUGUGAGCCGACAGAAGUUAUUCAAAUUGGUGGCUGUGGAUGUAAGGUUUUAUUGGUGUUAGAUGGUAAAGCACAUGCUUAUAUCCAUGCUUCAAAAGGCUGUAGUCUUUGGGAUACUUGUGCGCCUGACGCAAUAUUGAGAGCAGCUGGAGGAAGAUUAACCGACGUGUUUGGCAAAGAUAUCUCGUAUGAUUUGAAUGAUAAUACUUCGGUUCAAACGGGCGUCCUUGCAACAAUGAAUGAUCAUGAUUGGUAUACUCAACGUAUUAGAGAGAAAUUACAAAAUCAGUUGUAA